AUGAAAACUCUCUUUAGAUCACAGGAGUUAUGGAGCAUUGUUGAAGAUGGCUUUAUUGAUAAUGCACCAGUAGAGCCAGAUCAAGAAUUGAGAGACAAGAGAAAGAAGGAUGCAAAGGCACUUUACAUCAUUCAGCAAUCUCUGGAUGAUGAAGUGUUCCCAAGAAUUGCAGCAGCUUCUACAGCAAAAGAAGCUUGGAGCACUCUCAAGCAAGAAUACUUGGGAGACAAGAAGGUGAUUGCAGUGAGAUUGCAGUCUCUUAGAAGAGAGUUUGAGACGUCUCAGAUGAAAGAAAAGGAGACUGUCCAGGAGUAUCUCUCACGUGUGUCAAGCACUGUCCAGCAAAUGAGGUCAUAUGGAGAAGAGAUCAAAUCUCAACAAGUUGUGAGCAAGGUGCUAAGAAGCCUCACAAACAAAUAUGAUCAUGUGGUGACAGCAAUUGAAGAAUCCAAAGACAUGGAAACUUAUACCUUUGAUGAAUUGAUGGGGUCUCUUCAAGCUCAUGAAGAGAGACAUUCCAAAGGUGAUGACAAGAAAGAGGAGAAAGCCUUCCAUGUCAAAGGAGAGUCUUCAAACAAGGAGAAACCAUAUCAGAACUAUGGAAGAGGAAGAGGAAGAGGAGGCUACAGAGGGAGAGGCCGUGGAAGAGGCCAAUCCAAUGAUGGAAGAGAGGAGUCUUCCAAAAGAAAUUACAAGGGGCCUAUAAAAUGCUACUACUGCAACAAACCAGGGCAUAAGGAGGCUUCUUGUUGGAAAAAAGAUGAAGACAAGGAGAAAGGAAAGCAGGAGCAAAAGUCAAAUUAUGCUGAGCAAGAGAAUCUGUUCUUGGCUCAACAUAAUUGUGAUAAAGCAGGAGAUACUGUCUGGUAUGUGGACAGUGGAUGUUCCAAUCACAUGACCAGCUCAAGAACUAUGUUUCAGAAUCUUGAUGACAGCAAGAAAAGUGUUGUCAGGCUUGGAGAUGGAAAGCAAUUGACAGUUGAAGGGCUUGGCACAAUUGUUUUUUCAACUGAGCAAGGAAAAUCAAAGCUCCUGCAUAAUGUUCAGUAUGUGCCAAAACUGGCACACAAUCUUCUAAGUGUUGGGCAACUAGUUUGUGGCGGCUACAAAGUUGUAUUUGAAGAUGACAUGUGUGUGAUCAAGGAAAAGCAAAGCAAUGAGGCAUUGAUGAAAAUUGCAAUGGGAAAGAAUAAAGUCUUUCCAUUGGAUCUGACAAGAAGUGCAGGCCUUUGUUCUUGGCUCAACAUAAUUGUGAUAGAGCAGGAGAUACUGUCUGGUAUGUGGACAGUGGGUGUUCCAACCACAUGA
Messenger RNA from Asparagus officinalis (garden asparagus), 1308 nucleotides. RefSeq lists its product as uncharacterized. The record is from RefSeq and is a predicted model, not a curated record. The transcript has a single exon. Bases 1 to 1308 code for a protein of 435 amino acids. Lineage: Eukaryota; Viridiplantae; Streptophyta; Magnoliopsida; Asparagales; Asparagaceae. Gene Ontology annotation, molecular function: zinc ion binding; nucleic acid binding.